Molecule: messenger RNA, 1703 nt
Organism: Neltuma alba
Lineage: Eukaryota; Viridiplantae; Streptophyta; Magnoliopsida; Fabales; Fabaceae
Product: fructokinase-like 1, chloroplastic
Exons: 2
Coding region: 1-1686 (561 amino acids)
Biological process (GO): plastid transcription; chloroplast organization
Cellular component (GO): chloroplast nucleoid
Source: RefSeq, a predicted model, not a curated record
AUGGCGUCAUUUCAUCUUCUUUCAUCUCCACUUCCCUUUCGCUACUCUCAAGAUUCUUUCUUCCAUCCCUCAGAGCUGGGAAAUGCGAGUUCUAAAGUUCUAAAAUUUCAAAUUCCUUUCAAAUUUACUCCUUUUCACCAGAUAAAGCUACACCCAGUCAGAGUGUCCGUUAAUGGCGACAAUGGAGCUAUUGAAACCCCGAGCCCAGCACGCCGAGGCAGGAAAAAGAAGCCCCAGUCUUCUCCCUCUUCGUCUUCCUCGUCUACCGCAGCAAAACAAUCGAAGCGCUCGAAAAAGACCAAAGUCGAAAAUGGCACAUUGGAAGUGAAACCUGCGGAAGAAAUAGCAAACGAAGGUGAAACAACUGAAGAAAGCAAAACCCCAUCUUCGUCCUCUUUGUAUUCCUUUGCUGAUUCUCCAGCAAAAGAAUCCAUGCGUUGGAGAAGAACCCUUGUCGAACUGGGCGCAUUUCAAGCGAAACCUGCGAUAGAAACAGCAAACGAAGCUGAAAUAACAGAAGAAGAGGCAGAAAAUUACGACGACGGUAUGGAUUUUUCUUAUGACGACCCGCCAUUAAUAUGCUGCUUCGGCGCUGUACAGAAGGAGUUCGUCCCCACAGUGCGGGUGCACGAAUACCCGAUGGACCCGGACAUCUACUCGGAGUGGAAAAUGCUGCAAUGGAAGCCGCCGGAGUUCGGGAGGGCUCCGGGAGGACCGGUGUCGAAUGUGGCGAUUGCCCAUGUCCGGCUCGGCGGGCGAGCGGCAUUCAUGGGAAAGGUUGGGGACGACAGUUAUGGGGAUGAGUUGGUUUUGAUGAUGAACAAGGAGAAGGUUCAGACGCGGGCUGUGAAAUUUGAUUCCAAUGUGAAGACUGGAUGUACGUACAUGAAGGUGAAGUUUGAGGAUGGGAAAAUGAAGAUGGAGACGACUAAAGAGUCGGCUGAGGAUUCACUUAGAAGCUCUGAACUGAACCUUUCUGUUCUCAAAGAGGCAAGGCUUUUCCAUUUCAAUUCAGAAGUUUUAACAUCCCCUUCAAUGCAAUCAACCCUCUUCAAAGCAAUUGCAUUGUCUAAGAAAUUUGGAGGCCUUGUGUUUUUCGAUCCGAACCUCCCUUUACCUCUGUGGAAAUCACCUGAUGAGUCAAAAGAAUUGAUCAAUAAAGCAUGGAGUGAAGCUGACAUUAUUGAAGUUUCAAAGACUGAGCUAGAAUUCCUUCUUGAUGAAGAAUAUUACGAGAGAAAGAGAAAUUACAGACCUCAAUACUAUGCUGAGAACUACGAAGAAACCAAAAAACAUCAGCAAGAUUAUUAUCAUUACACUCCUGAGGAAAUCUCUCCUCUGUGGCAUGACAAACUUAAAAUCUUGUUUGUGACGGAUGGAACAUUUAGAAUUCAUUAUUAUACCCCUAGUUUUGAUGGGGUUGUGAUUGGAACUGAAGAUGUUCUAAUAACUCCAUAUACAUGCGAUAGAACUGGUUCCGGCGACGCAAUUGUGGCUGCUCUUAUACGAAAGCUGACCUCAUGCCCAGAAAUGUUUGAAAACCAAGACAUUUUGGAGAGACAACUUCGCUUUGCGGUUGCAGCUGGAAUAAUAGCACAAUGGACCAUUGGUGCGGUAAGAGGCUUUCCCACAGAAAGUGCUGCGCAGAAUCUUAAAGAACAAGUUUAUGUGCCUUCAAUGUGGUGACAAAUAGAUGGUUUGUG